GCUGCAGUGUUCAGCGGCAUCAUCUGGUGCUUCCUCGACUAUUGCGUUGAGUGCAAGCUGUCCAUGGUUGGCUUCUGCUCGGGCACCAUCGCCGGCCUCGUUGCUGCCACGCCAAUGUCCGGCUACGUUCCCCUCUGGGCCUCCGUCAUCACAGGGACGAUCGUUGGUGCGGCGCCCCCUUGCACAGUCAAGUUCUACCUCCACAUCGACGACGCACUCGACCUUGGCGCGGAGGAUGCCAUGGGCGGCAUCAUCGGCCUGCUCCUCAACGGCCUUUUCGCGGACAAGAACCUCAUCAUGCUCGACAGCGUCAGCGCUGUGCCCAGUGGCUGGCUCAACCACCACUAC
Messenger RNA from Phanerochaete carnosa HHB-10118-sp, 348 nucleotides. RefSeq lists its product as uncharacterized. Gene Ontology annotation, cellular component: plasma membrane. Gene Ontology annotation, molecular function: ammonium channel activity. Gene Ontology annotation, biological process: ammonium transmembrane transport. The transcript has 2 exons. The record is from RefSeq and is a predicted model, not a curated record. The annotation marks the transcript as partial. Lineage: Eukaryota; Fungi; Basidiomycota; Agaricomycetes; Polyporales; Phanerochaetaceae.